Colletotrichum siamense is the source of this 2946-nucleotide messenger RNA. It is a transcript of the gene cwf10, whose product is annotated as Pre-mRNA-splicing factor cwf10. The coding region runs from base 1 to 2946 and encodes 981 amino acids. The transcript is spliced from 5 exons. Gene Ontology annotation, cellular component: U4/U6 x U5 tri-snRNP complex; cytosol; U2-type catalytic step 2 spliceosome. Gene Ontology annotation, biological process: mRNA splicing, via spliceosome. The record is from RefSeq and is a predicted model, not a curated record. Gene Ontology annotation, molecular function: GTP binding; GTPase activity; U5 snRNA binding. Lineage: Eukaryota; Fungi; Ascomycota; Sordariomycetes; Glomerellales; Glomerellaceae.
AUGGACGACCUAUACGAUGAGUUCGGUAACUUCAUCGGCGAGGAUGUCGGUUCUGAAGAGGCGUCUGAAAGGGGCAUGGAUGCGGACUACUAUGGAGACGAUGCGAGCGAGGCACCUGCGCCUACGGGCCAGGAGCUGAUGGAGAUCGAUGACGACGGCCCGUCGAAUGCGAUCAUCCUGCACGAAGACAAACAGUACUAUCCCACGGCGCAACAAGUUUACGGAGACGAGGUCGAAGUUCUAGUUCGGGAGGAGGACGAGCAGCUUCUUACGCAGCCCAUCAUUGCUCCUGUCGAGCAGAAGAAGUUCAACAUCGAGGAGACCGAUCUGCCACCCGUUUUCUUCGACCGCAGCUUCAUGACCGACCUGAUGAACUUCCCCGAUCAAAUACGAAAUGUGGCGCUGGCAGGACAUCUCCAUCACGGCAAGACAGCGUUCAUGGACAUGCUGGUCCUCGAAACCCAUGACAUUACCGACAGACUGGAGCGCCGCGUUGGCAAGAACCGAGACGAGCAGCUUCGAUACACCGACGUCCACGUAGUCGAGAGGGAGAGAGGAGUUUCGAUCAAAGCGGCGCCCAUGAGCCUGGUGCUCCAGAGCACAAAGGGCAAGUCGCAUCUGGUCAAUAUUCUUGAUACGCCGGGCCACGUUAACUUCGUCGACGAGGUGGCGGCCAGCUUGCGAUUGGCGGAUGGUGUCUGCUUGGUCGUUGAUGUGGUGGAAGGCGUUCAGGUCAACACAGAGCAGAUCAUCAAGCACGCGGUUUUGGAAGAUAUUCCGCUUACGCUCAUCAUCAACAAGAUGGAUCGCCUCGUUCUUGAGCUGAAGCUGCCCCCUAAGGACGCGUACUUCAAGCUCAAGCAUGUCAUCGAGGAGGUCAACACAGUCAUCGAGAACACGAUCCCGGGCAAAGGCGAGACGAAACGGAUCAGUCCUGAGAAAGGAAAUGUUCUUUUCGCGUGUACCGACAUGGGCUGGUGCUUCACUCUGCAGUCAUUCUCGAAGAUGUACACCGACACUUACGGCGGUAUCAACACCGAGGAUUUCGCGAAGAGGUUAUGGGGAGACAUCUACUUCAACCCUGAGAAGCGCAACUUCACGAGGAAACCGACAGAGACUCACUCAAGCCGUUCGUUCGUCAAGUUCGUUCUGGAACCGAUUUACAAGAUCUUCACCCAUACCAUCAGCGACACCCCUGAAGAGUUGAAGAGAGUAUUGGGCACACUGGGCAUCACACUCAAGCCAUCUCAAUAUAAGGCCGAUGCCAAGGUCUUGUUGAAGCUGGUGUGCGAACAAUUUUUCGGUCCUUCAACGGGCUUCGUCGACAUGAUUGUGCGACACGUCCCAUCACCGCAAGAGGCUGCUGAGAGAUACCUGGAGAAGUACUACACUGGACCACUGGACACUAAGGUUGCCGGAUCCAUGAAGGCCUGCAACCAGGACGGGCCUCUUGUGAUUCACGUCUCCAAGUUGUUCAGCACGGCAGAUGCCAAGAGCUUCUACUCUUUCGGUCGUGUCUUGAGUGGUACGGCUCGCCCCGACACACAAGUCAGAGUCCUAGGAGAAGGCUACUCCACAGACGACGACGAAGAUAUGGCAAUGGCAACGAUAUCAGAUGUUUUCAUCGGCGAAUCAAGGUACAACAUUCCCACGGAUGGUGUGCCAGCAGGCAAUUUUGUGCUGCUGAGUGGUGUCGACAACUCGAUCGUCAAGACGGCGACGAUCUUCCCCCCAAAGCUAGAGGACGACGAAGAUGUGUACAUCUUCAAACCCGUCACUCAUUUCACAGAGUCGGUCCUCAAGGUCGCUGUUGAGCCCAUCAACCCCUCAGAACUGCCAAAGAUGCUGGACGGCCUACGCAAAAUCCAAAAGAGUUAUCCUUUGAUCACUACCAAGGUCGAAGAGUCAGGAGAGCACAUUGUCUUGGGUACGGGCGAGCUGUACAUGGAUUGUGUUUUGCACGACUUGAGACGUCUGUAUGCCGAUAUGGAGAUCAAGGUGUCCGACCCCGUCACCCGAUUCUGCGAGACGGUCGUAGAGCAGUCGGCGACAAAGUGCUAUGCGAUCACGCCGAACAAGAAGAAUAAGAUCACGAUGGUCGCCGAGCAGCUUGACAAGGGCAUCUCAGAGGACAUUGAGUCCGGCAAGGUCAAGAUUCGGGAUCCAAUCCGCAAGACGGCCAACUACUUCGAAGAAACUUACGGCUGGGACAAACUGGCGGCGAGAAGCAUCUGGGCAUUCGGUCCUGAUGAGAUGGGACCCAACAUCCUUCAAGACGACACGUUGCCCUCCGAGGUCGACAAGAAGCUCCUGACUACGGUCAAGGAGACCAUCCGCCAAGGAUUCAGCUGGGCAACCAGAGAAGGCCCCCUGUGUGAAGAGCCCAUUCGAAAUACAAAGUUCAGAAUCACCGAUGUGUCGUUGGCUUCGGAAGCCAUCUUCAGGGGAGGCGGUCAGAUCAUCCCCACCUCCCGCCGAGCAUGCUACUCCUCCUUCCUGAUGGCCUCACCUAGACUAAUGGAGCCUCUGUACUCCGUCUCUGUGACUGGACCUCAAGACUCGGCCACGGAGGUUUACACGACGCUGGCCAGACGCCGUGGCCACGUUCUCCAGGACGGCCCCGUGGCCGGCACGCCGCUUUACCGUGUCAACGGCCUCAUUCCUGUCAUCGACUCGUUCGGUUUCGAGACAGAUCUGCGCAUCAAAACGAAGGGCAUGGCCAUGGUGAGUCUGACAUUCGACAGCUGGAGUAUUGUGCCCGGUGAUCCUCUUGACAAGGAGGUCAUCAUCCGGCCACUACAGCCGGCUAGCGCGCAGGCUACGGCUAGGGACUUUGUGUUGAAGACCAGGAGGAGAAAGGGUCUGAGCGAAGACGUUAGCGUGGCCACCUUCCUCGAACCAGAGUUCUACAAGAGCCUCAUCGAGAGCGAGAUUCUUGGCGAAUGA